Neocloeon triangulifer is the source of this 1066-nucleotide messenger RNA. RefSeq names its product dnaJ homolog subfamily C member 9. The record is from RefSeq and is a predicted model, not a curated record. NCBI's taxonomy places the organism in Eukaryota, Metazoa, Arthropoda, Insecta, Ephemeroptera, Baetidae. Bases 127 to 903 code for a protein of 258 amino acids. Gene Ontology annotation, cellular component: nucleus; cytoplasm. Gene Ontology annotation, molecular function: heat shock protein binding. The transcript is spliced from 5 exons.
GCCUUCUUCUUCCCGCGGAUUCGCGGAAUAUCGUCCGGCUGUCAUUUUUACUGUCAGAGUUCUCAAUUCUUUUGUAAAAUUUACAGACAUUUCAGCCCUUUUCUCGGCCUAAUUCAAGAUUUCAAUAUGUCCAGUCUUAAAGACUUGUGUGAGCUUCAUUUCGGCACAACAGACAUCUACGAAGUCCUUGGAAUCGACCCAAAGGCCUCAGAAAAAGAAGUCAAAAAUGCGUACAGAAAGAUGUCCCUGAAGAUUCACCCCGAUCGAGUGGAAGAGUCGGAAAAGAAAAUCUGCACUGAAAAGUUCCAAAUCCUGGGCAAAAUUCAUACCAUUCUGAGUGACAAGGAAAAGCGCAAGGUCUAUGAUAGGACUGGCGAUGUUGACAGUGAUCUGGACGCUGACUGGCUUGAUUAUUGGAGGUCCAUUUUCAAACCUGUCACCAAACAAGACAUUGUCGACUAUGAGAAGAAAUACAAAGGUUCUGAAGAGGAGAGAAAUGAUUUGAAAAGUGCUUACAACACUUACAAAGGGGACAUGAACAGUGUCAUGGACGCAGUUCCGUUUGCUGACAUGGAAGAUGAAGAGAGACUGACGGAGACUCUGAGGGAAAUGAUUGAAAAUGAGGAGGUCGAAGAUUUUGAUGCUUUCAGCAAGGAGACCAAGCAGAAGAAGCUGAGGAGAAAGAAAAAGAUGGAGAGAAGAAGGAAGGAGUUUGAAAAGGCAAAGGAGGCAGAUGAAGUGCCUGACGAGGAUUCUCUUUCCCAGGCCAUCUUGCAGAGGAAAAUGCAGCGAGAAGGGGCUGCCAAUGAUUUCUUCUCUGCUCUGGAAGCCAAAUACUGCAACGGAAGCAAGAAAAGUGAAACGAAAACCUCUGGUCGCAACAAGAAGCAGAAAACUAAAUGAUUGAAGCUAUGAAUCUCUACUCUUUAUUUAUAAAGCAAGCUAUUAUUUGUAAUAUUUAACGUAAUGCUAAAUUCGCACAUUGACAUCUCUAAUAUUUUUUUUGUAGGCUAGUAUUAGAGUAAUUAUGAUAUGAAUAAAUAAAUUUUGAUUAAUUUUUCAACUA